AUGGCGUCUGCCCCGGAGUGCAAUGUGGUAAUGGUGGCGACCGAACCAGAGCUGCUAGAUGAAGAGGAAGUGAAAGAUAUGUGUCCUAAAAAUGCUAGCUAUUACAGGAAUCGAGCAGCCACCUUGAUGAUGCUCGGAAGGUUCCGGGAAGCUCUUGGAGAUGCACAGCAGUCAGAGGGACAUCUACGAGAGGACAAAUGCCACCUAUCUCUAGGGAAUGCCAUGGCGGCGUGUCGAAGUUUCCAGAGAGCCCUAGAAAUGGGUCACAAAAAUGCUCAGGCACAACAGGAGUUCAAGAAUGCCAAUGCAGUCAUAGAAUAUGAGAAAAUAGCAGAAACGGAUUUUGAGAACAGGGAUUUUCAGAAGGUUGUUUUUUGCAUGGACCGUGCCCUAGAAUAUGCCCCUGCCUGCCAUUGCUUCAAAAUCCUCAAAGCAGAAUGUUUAGCAAUGCUGGGUCAUUAUCCAGAAGCACAGUGUGUGGCCAGUGACAUUUUACGAAUGGAUUCCACCAAUGCCCAUGCUCUGUAUGUACGAGGUCUUUGCCUUGAUUAUGAAGAUUGUAUUGAGAAGGCGGUUCAGUUUUUUGUCCAAGCUCUGAGGAUGGCUCCUGACCAUGAGAAGGCCUGCGUCACUUGCAGAAAUGCCAAAGCACUUAAAGCAAAGAAAGAAGAUGGGAAUAAAGCAUUUAAAGAAGGAAAUUACAAGCUAGCAUGUGAACUGUACACAGAAGCCCUGGGGAUAGACCCCAAUAAUACAAAAACAAAUGCUAAACUCUACUGUCAUCAGGGUAUGGUUAAUUCCAAGCUUAGGAAACUAGAUGAUGCAAUAGAAGACUGCACAAAUGCAGUGAAGCUUGAUGACACUUAUAUAAAAUCCUACUUGAGAAGAGGUCAGUGUUACAUGGACACAGAACACUAUGAAGAAGCAGUACGGGACUAUGAAAAAGUAUAUCAGACGGAGAAAACAAAAGAACACAAACAGCUCCUAAAAAAUGCACAGCUGGAACUGAAGAAGAGUAAGAGGAAAGAUUACUACAAGAUUCUUGGAGUAGACAAGAAUGCCUCUGAGGACGAGAUCAAGAAAGCUUAUCGGAAAUGGGCCUUGAUGCACCAUCCAGAUCGGCACAGUGGAGCCAUUGCUGAAGUUCAGAAGGAGGAGGAGAAAAAGUUCAAGGAAGUCAGAGAAGCUUUUACCAUUCUCUCUGAUCCCAAGAAAAAGACUCGCUAUGACAGUGAACAAGACCUGGAUGAAGAGGGCAUGAAUAUGGGUGAUUUUGAUGCAAACAAUAUCUUCAAGGCAUUCUUUGGCGGUCCUGGGGGCUUUAGCUUUGAAGCAUCUGGUCCAGGGAAUUUCUUUUUUCAAUUUGGCUAAUGAAAGGAAACCAUCCAGAACGCAGAAAAUGCA
This is a messenger RNA of Balaenoptera musculus (blue whale), 1404 nucleotides long. RefSeq names its product dnaJ homolog subfamily C member 7-like. Lineage: Eukaryota; Metazoa; Chordata; Mammalia; Artiodactyla; Balaenopteridae. The record is from RefSeq and is a predicted model, not a curated record. Gene Ontology annotation, molecular function: protein binding.